CCGAUACAUUUAACAAAAAGACCGGCUAUAUAGUGGUUUCGUUUUAAAUUUAAACUUUGCGGCUUUUUGGCGAUUAGGGAGUAGUUCCCCCUUGUAUAUUCAUAUAUAUUUGCGCGGUAUAUUCUGAUAAAGGAUUAUUUGCGUAAAGGAAGAGGUGAUAAUACAGUGAUCUUUCACCCGGGGAACGUCACAAGAUAGCGCUGGUGUGAAAAAAAUAGUUUCUUUUGUUUUAAUUUAGUGUCUGCGUAUAACUUGUCAUGCUAGCUGGUGUUGUCGUAAAACCGAAAAUGGAAACAAUUAAUGGAGAGAAUAUUAAUAAAGUGGAGACGUUGGUAAUGGCUCAGAAAACGUUGAUAGAUCAACAAACGAAUUUAAUUGGAUUGCUUACAGAACAACUAAAUUCCCAAGAUCCGACCCCGUGUAAGAGCAUCAGCAUCUCAGAUCGACUGAAGCAAUUUCUCAAAGAUAAACCAACACAAUUUUGGCUCGCUGGAGUGUUGCUUGCUCUAAUGAUAAUCUCCUCGAUUGUCCUCUUUUUUUGCCUUUACAAGUUUAAUGAAGGUGCACCUGUUGGUCCUCCAACAUUUGGACAUGGGGACGAUCUUGGAGAUGGGAUACAAGUUAUAAAUAGAGAGGAAUGGUUGGCCCGCGCACCCCGUCAUAUCAAAAAACUAAAAGGACCACUAAAAAUGGUCAGGAUAAUGCAUACCGCAGGAGCAUUUUGCAAGGACUAUCAAAAGUGUGCCAGUCAAGUGCAGACAUUACAGGGUUGGCAGGUAUCACAGUUUGACAUGCCGGACAUCGCUUACAAUUACCUGAUUGGUGGUGAUGGUAAUGUUUAUGUUGGACGAGGACCGGAAGUCGAGAAUCAAUGGCAGAAAAACGCCUAUGAUAUAGUUUACCUAGGCAACUACUUGGGACCCUACGACCAACUCUCCGAUAAAAUGGAAACUGCAGGAAAGCGAAUUAUCGCCAGAUUAAGAAAUGAGGGUUACUUGACCCCGGAUUACAUCGUAAUCGCUCAAAAUCAAACCUUCAAUACUCUUAGUCCGGGAGAGAAUAUUUUCAAAAAAAUCGUUAAAUGGCCGCAUUAUGAUCCCGGGCCGCAUUUCAAUGAAACUGAAACUUAAUAUAACUAACAGUUAGUUGGGGAAUAAAUAUGUAGUAAACUUUUUAUGGGAUUAGGCAAUAUAAAAAUCUAGGGGUGAUAUUUAUUAUAUAAUAUAUAUUGUAUAUGGUAUAAGAGUAGUACUAUAAAAAAACACAUUUUUUUUUAAAUACUGGAAAAAUAAAGAUGUAGACACAUUUUUCUUAGAGUGUUAAAAUUCAAAAACUAUAAUGCAAAAUUUAUUAAUAAUUUCUAUACAUCACUGGCCUUGAUCUCCCCAAUACUCUUAAAAACAAUUGUUUUUAAAUACUUUUUAAUUAUUUAAGGAUUAUUUCUAUUGUAAUCUCGCGCUACUCAAAUAUUUUCUUGCUAUUGCACUUAUUCCUAUUUUAUUAUCUAAAAAUUUACUUAUUUUAUUAAAGUAACCAAAAAAAACAUGUAAUGUGCCAUAUUUUAUAUAACCUGUUAUAUAAUAUAAAUAAAGAAAUUCAUGCUUAA
Molecule: messenger RNA, 1606 nt
Organism: Anthonomus grandis grandis
Lineage: Eukaryota; Metazoa; Arthropoda; Insecta; Coleoptera; Curculionidae
Product: peptidoglycan-recognition protein SC1a/b-like
Exons: 4
Coding region: 258-1130 (290 amino acids)
Biological process (GO): peptidoglycan catabolic process
Molecular function (GO): N-acetylmuramoyl-L-alanine amidase activity; zinc ion binding
Source: RefSeq, a predicted model, not a curated record